AUGCUGUCCCCCCCGGCCUACGACAGCCUGGAGCUGCAGCGGCAGUACGGCGACGUCAACAACCGCUGGGACGGGGCCGAGGAGGAGGAGGAGGAGGGCGACCAUGAAGGCAGCUCGGCUCGACGCUUCGAGCGCUCCCGCAUCAAGGCGCUGGCCGACGAGCGCGAGGCGGUGCAGAAGAAGACCUUCACCAAAUGGGUGAACUCCCACCUGGCGCGGGGGACCUGCCGGCUGGGGGACCUGUACAGCGACCUGCGGGACGGCCGCAUGCUGCUGCGCCUGCUGGAGGUGCUCUCGGGGGAGCAGCUGCCCAAGCCCACCAAGGGCCGGAUGCGGAUCCACUGCCUGGAGAAUGUGGACAAGGCGCUGCAGUUCCUCAAGGAGCAGCGGGUUCACCUGGAGAACGUGGGCUCCCACGACAUCGUGGACGGCAACCACCGCCUCACCCUCGGCCUCGUCUGGACCAUCAUCCUCCGCUUCCAGAUCCAGGACAUCAGCGUGGAGACAGAGGACAACAAGGAGAAGAAGUCGGCCAAGGACGCGCUGCUGCUCUGGUGCCAGAUGAAGACGGCGGGGUACCCGAACGUGAACGUGCACAACUUCACCACGAGCUGGCGGGACGGGCUGGCCUUCAACGCCAUCAUCCACAAGCACAGGCCGGACCUGGUGGACAUGGACGCGUUGCGGCGAUGCAACGCGCACUACAACCUGCAAAGCGCCUUCAACCUGGCCGAGCGCGAGCUCGGUCUGACCACGCUGCUGGAUCCUGAGGAUGUCAACGUGGACCAGCCGGAUGAGAAGUCCAUCAUCACCUACGUAGCCACCUUCUACCACUACUUCUCCAAGAUGAAGGCGCUGGCGGUGGAGGGGAAGCGCAUCGGGAAGGUGCUGGACGCGGCGCGGGAGGCGGAGGAGCUGGUGGGGAAGUACGAGGAGCUGGCAGGCGAGCUGCUGGGCUGGAUCGAACAGACCAUCCUCACCCUCAACGACCGGCAGUUGGCCAACGCGCUGCCCGGCGUCCAGAACCAGCUCCAGGCUUUCAACACCUACCGCACCGUUGAGAAGCCCCCCAAGUUCAUGGAGAAGGGCAACCUGGAGGUGCUGCUCUUCACCGUCCAGAGCCGGAUGCGGGCCAACAACCAGAAGGUCUACGUGCCGCGGGAGGGGAAACUCAUCUCUGACAUCAACAAGGCCUGGGAACGGCUGGAAAAAGCGGAGCACGAGCGGGAGCUGGCGCUGCGCACCGAGCUCAUCCGGCAGGAGAAGCUGGAGCAGCUGGCGGCGCGAUUUGAUCGCAAGGCGGCCAUGCGGGAGACCUGGCUGAGCGAGAACCAGCGCCUCGUCUCUCAGGACAACUUCGGGACGGACAUGUCGGCUGUGGAGGCGGCGGUGCGGAAACACGAGGCCAUUGAGACGGACAUCGUGGCUUACAGUGAGCGGGUGCAGGCGGUGAGCGCGGUGGCGGCCGAGCUGGAGGCUGAGCGUUACCACGACAUCCGCCGCGUCCUGACUCGUCGUGACAACGUGGUUCGGCUCUGGGAUUUCCUCCGGCAGCUGGUGGCUGCCCGCCGCGAGCGGCUGCUGCUGCACCUGGAGCUGCAGAAGAUGCUGCAGGACCUCGUGCAUCUCAUGGACUGGAUGGAGGAGAUGAAGGGUCGGCUGCAGUCGCAGGAUUUGGGGAAGCACCUGCACGGGGUGGACGACCUGCUGCAGAUCCACGCGCUGGUGGAGGCUGACAUCGCAGCGCAGGCGGAGCGGGUGCGGGCGGUGAGCACCGCGGCGCAGCGAUUCGCCAUGCCCGCUGAGGGCUACCAGCCCUGCGAGCCGGCAGCGGUGCGGGAGCGCGUGGCCACGCUGGAGCUGCGUUACCGGGAGCUGGCGGAGCUGGCGGGACAGCGCCGGGCUCGGCUGGAGGAAUCGCGGCGGCUCUGGAAAUUUUUCUGGGACACCGGGGAGGAAGAAGCCUGGAUGCGGGAGCAGGAACGUCUCCUCUCCUCUGAGGACGUCGGCCGGGAUCUGACCAGCUCCCUGCGCCUGCUGAGCCAGCACGACGCCUUCCGCGGGGAGCUGAGCGGGCGUGCGGGGCCACUGGAGCAGGCGCUUGCCCGAGGCCGGGGUCUGGCGGCCGAGGGCCGGCUAGGGGCGGCCGAGGUAGCCGAGCGGGUACGGGAGAUGGAAGGACGUUGGCGAGCGUUGGCCGAGCUGGCGGCCGAACGCGAGCGACGCCUGCGGGAAGCCGCCGGCUUCUUCCAGUUCCAGGCGGAGGCGGCGGACACAGAGGCCUGGUUGGAGGACGCCCUGCGCCUGGCGUCCAGCCCCGAGAUGGGCCACGACGAGUAUUCCACCCGCAGCCUGGCCCGGCAGCACCGGGAAGUGCAGGAGGAGGUGCGGAGCCACCGCCCCGCCAUCGACGCCCUGCACGAACAGGCUCGCGCCCUGCCACCCGCCUUCGCCGACUUUCCCGGCGCGGCCGGUCGGCUGCCGGCGCUGGAGCGGCGUUACCAGGAAUUGGCGGCGCGAGCCGAGCGCCGGCGGCAGGACCUGCAGGACGCUCUCAGCCUCUACACCAUGCGCAGCGAGGCGGACGCCUGCGGGCUGUGGGUGGGCGAGAAGGAGCAGUGGCUGCACGCCAUGCACGUCCCCGACAAGCUGGAGGACCUGGAGGUGGUGCAGCAGCGCUUUGAGACGCUGGAGCCGGAGAUGAAUAACCUGGCGUCCCGCGUGGCCGCUGUCAACCGCAUCGCCGACCAGCUGCUGGCCACCGACCAGCGCAACCAGGAGAGCAUCCGUGCCACCCGUGAGCAGCUCAACGCCAGGUGGGAGCGGUUCCGCGCGCUGGCCGACCAGAAGAAGGAGGCGCUGACGUCGGCCCUGAACAUCCAGAACUACCACCUGGAGUGCAACGAGACCACGUCCUGGAUGCGGGAGAAGACGAAGGUGAUCGAGUCGACGCAGGGGCUGGGCAACGACCUGGCUGGUGUCAUGGCCCUGCAGCGCAAGCUCUCGGGCAUGGAACGCGACCUAGAAGCCAUCCAGGGCAAGGUGCGGGACUUGCGAGCCGAGGCGGAGAAGUUGGCAGCCGAACACCCGGAACAGGCGCCUGCCAUCCUGGCCCGGCUGUCGGCCAUCGAGGCGGUGUGGGACGAGCUGUGCCGCAGCCUGCGGCGACGCGAGGAGUCGUUGGGGGAGGCCAGCAAGCUGCAGGGCUUCCUGCGGGAUCUGGCCGCCUUCCAGGCCUGGCUAUCCCGCACCCAGACGGCCGUGGCCUCCGAGGACGUGCCGGCCACCCUGGCCGAGGCUGAACGGUUGCUGAGUCAGCACGAGAGCAUCCGUAAGGAGAUCGCCCACUACGGCGACGACUACCGCAGCACGCGAGCCGUGGGCCGGGAGGUGACGCAGGGACAGACGGACGCGCAGCACGUCUUUCUGCACCAGCGCCUGGAAGCUCUGGACACGGGUUGGGAGGAGCUGGGGAGGAUGUGGGAGAACCGCCACCAUCUCCUCUCCCAAGCCUUCGCCUUCCAACUCUUCCUCCGUGACUCCAAGCAGGUUGAGGGCGUCCUCAGCACCCAGGAGUACGCCCUGUCGCACACGGAGAUGCCCAGCACGCUGCCGGGAGCCGAGGCUUCUGUCAAGAAGCACGAGGACUUCAUGGCCACCAUGGAGGCCAACGGGGAACGUGUCCAGGGGCUGGUAGCCACCGGCCGCAAGCUGGUGGCCGAGGGCAGCCUCCACGCUGACAAGGUGCAGGAGACGGUGGAUUCGGUGGAGAGCAGGCACCAGAAGAACCGGGACACAGCCCAGGAGCUGCUGGGGCGGCUACGGGACAACUGGGAGCUGCAGCGGUUCCUGCAGGAUGGGCAGGAGCUCACGCUCUGGAUCAACGAGAAGAUGCUGACGGCCCAGGACGUCUCCUACGAGGAGGCUCGCAACCUGCACACCAAGUGGCAGAAGCACCAGGCCUUCGCGGCCGAGCUGGCCGCCAACAAGGGCUGGCUGGAGAAGAUGGAGAAGGAGGGCCAGCAGCUGGUGUCGGUGAAGCCAGAGCUGGGGACGGUGGUGACGGAGAAGCUGGCGGCGCUGCGGGGGCUGUGGGACGAGCUGGAGUCGACCACGCGGACGAAGGCGCGGCGCCUGUUCGACGCCAACCGCGCCGAGCUUUGCGCCCAGUCCUGCGCGGCGCUGCGGGGCUGGCUGUCUGGCGUGCACGCCCAGCUGCGCUCCGACGACUACGGCAAGGAUCUCACCAGCGUCAACAUCCUGCUCAAGAAGCAGCAGAUGCUGGAGAAGCAGACGGCGGUGCGGGAGAAGGAGGUGGAGGCAAUCCGGGCGCAGGCACAGGCCCUCAGCCGGGAGGAUGCCAGCGCGGCCGAGGUGCAGGGGCAGGUCCGUGCCGUGGAGGAACAGUUCUUGGGGCUGCGGGAGCCGCUGCGGGAGCGUUGCCGAAAGCUCCUGGCCUCCAAGGAGGAGCACCAGUUCAACCGCGACCUGGAGGACGAGAUCCUGUGGGUGAAGGAGCGCAGACCCCUGGCUGUGUCCACCGACCAUGGCAAGGACCUGCCCUCCGUCCAGCUCCUGAUAAAGAAGAACCAGACGCUGCAGAAGGAGCUGCAGGGCCAUGAGCGGAGGGUGGAGGAGCUGCUGGGACGGCGCGGGGGGCUGUCAGGCCCAGCUGAGCGGGUGCGGGAGCUGCGGGAAGCCUGGCAGGAGCUGCGGCUGCAGGCGGAGCUGCGGCACCGGCGCCUGGAGCGGGCUCACGCCGCCCAGCAGUUCUACUGCGACGCCGCUGAGGCCGAGGCUUGGAUGGGCGAGCAGGAGCUGCACAUGAUGUCCCAGGAGAAGGCGAAGGACGAGCUGAGCGCCCAGGCCAUGGUCAGCAAGCACCUGGUGCUGGAGCAGGCGCUGCGGGACUAUGCCCACACCGUGCACCAGCUCUCGGCACAGAGCCGCGACAUGGUGGCCAGCGGGCACCCCGAGAGCGAGCGGCUGACGCUGCGCCAGGGCCAGGUGGACAAGCUCUACGCCAGCCUGAAGGACCUGGCGGAGGAGCGCCGGGCCACGCUGCAGGAGCACCAGCGGCUCUGCCAGCUCAAACGCGACGUGGACGACCUGGAGCAGUGGAUCUCGGAGCGGGAGGUGGUGGCCGCUUCCCACGAGCUGGGGCAGGACUACGAGCACGUCACGAUGCUGCGGGACAAGUUCAGGGAGUUCUCGCGGGACACCAGCAGCAUCGGGCAGGAGCGGGUGGACGGCGUCAACGGGCUGGCGGACACGCUGAUCGCGGCGGGGCACUCGGAGAACGCCACGGUGGCCGAGUGGAAGGACGGGCUGAACGAGGCCUGGGCCGAGCUGCGUGGCAGCAGCCAGGGCCGGCGCCGGCUGCUCCUCGACACCGUCGACAAGUUCCGCUUCUUGCGGGCGGUGCGGGACCUGCUGCUCUGGAUGGACGGCGUCCGCCUGCAGAUCGAGGGCCAGGAGCGCCCGCGGGACGUGUCCUCGGCCGAUCUGGUGAUCAAGAACCACCAGAGCAUCAAGGCGGAGGUGGAGGCGCGGGCCGACAGCUUCGACGCCUGCGUGGCCAUGGGCACUGCGCUGCUCGACAAGGGCCACUACGCCGCCGACAAGAUCUCGGAGAAGCUCUCGCAGCUGCAGGAACGCCGCCGGGACAUUGGGGAGCGCUGGAAGGAGAAGAUGGACUGGCUGCAGAUUGUGCUGGAGGUGCUGAUGUUCGGGCGGGAUGCCAGCAUGGCGGAGGCCUGGCUUUCCAGCCAGGAGCCCCUGGUACGCUCGGCGGAGCUGGGGGGCAGCGUGGCCGAGGUGGAGAACCUCAUCAAACGCCAUCAGGGCUUCCAAAAAGCGGCCGCCGCCUGGGAGGAGCGCUUUGCCGCCCUGGAACGCCUCACCACGGACAAGACGGCGGCCGAGGACGCCAUCCGCAACCUGCACCACCACAAGCUGCACGGCGUCUGCAUCAACGUGGAGGCCAGCAAGAACAAGAGCAAGGCCUCCACCAAACUGCACGUCGGCAACAUCAGCCCCGCCUGCACCAACCUGGAGCUGCGGGCCAAGUUCGAGGAGUACGGCCCCGUCAUCGAGUGCGACAUCGUCAAGGAUUAUGCCUUCGUUCACAUGGAGCGGGCGGAGGACGCGGUGGAGGCCAUCCGUGGGCUGGAUAACACCGAAUUCCAAGCUCCGGCUGCGCAGGUUGGGGGUGCAGCAGCAGCACCGGGGUGA
This is a messenger RNA of Haliaeetus leucocephalus (bald eagle), 6234 nucleotides long. RefSeq names its product spectrin, beta, non-erythrocytic 2 (gene SPTBN2). Lineage: Eukaryota; Metazoa; Chordata; Aves; Accipitriformes; Accipitridae. Gene Ontology annotation, biological process: actin cytoskeleton organization. Gene Ontology annotation, cellular component: spectrin; cortical actin cytoskeleton; cell projection. Gene Ontology annotation, molecular function: RNA binding; structural constituent of cytoskeleton; actin filament binding. The record is from RefSeq and is a predicted model, not a curated record. The transcript is spliced from 30 exons. Bases 1 to 6234 code for a protein of 2077 amino acids.